Messenger RNA from Daktulosphaira vitifoliae (grape phylloxera), 4635 nucleotides. RefSeq names its product carboxypeptidase D (gene svr). Gene Ontology annotation, molecular function: zinc ion binding; metallocarboxypeptidase activity. The record is from RefSeq and is a predicted model, not a curated record. The transcript has 21 exons. Gene Ontology annotation, biological process: proteolysis. Lineage: Eukaryota; Metazoa; Arthropoda; Insecta; Hemiptera; Phylloxeridae. The coding region runs from base 228 to 4319 and encodes 1363 amino acids.
UUAGCUACGAUACGAUUACAUCCGUAUCGUACUGUGACAACCGUAACCUUCGAACAACAACUUGUGGAGCGUGAAUGUGUCGGCUCCCAAACAAAUUAACUUUAUUUUUAAUUUUGUGUAACUUUAAUAUACAUUGCAUGAAUCUCCUUCUGUAAAUUAAUUAUUUUAUUUUUCUGUCUUUUUCGUUGUAGUAUUAUAUAAGUGUAAAAUAUUUUUAAAUUUUAAUAAUGAAAACAUUUUUUUUUAAAUUGUGUGCAAUUACUUUUCUGGUAAUAGCAACUAAUGCCAAAUCUAUUCGUGAAAUUGGUUUACAUGAAGAUUUUCUUGAUGAUAAGUAUUAUAGCCUUUCUGAAAUUGAAGAUUUAUUUAAUAGAAUAGAAAAACAGUAUCCAGAAAUUGCGAGAGUGCAUGAAAUAGGCACUUCAGUUUUAGGUAACAAAAUCUUAGUAUUAGAAAUCACUUCCAAUGUUGGUCGACAAAGAACACUUUUAAAACCAAUGUUCAAAUAUAUUGCAAAUAUGCAUGGUGAUGAAACUGUUGGUUUGCAAUUACUAUUAUAUUUAGCUCAAUAUUUGACUUCUUCCUAUGGAAGAGAUGAUGAUCAUCGUGUUACAAGGCUUGUUGAUAGAACUGAUAUAUUCUUGAUGCCUACACUUAAUCCUGAUGGUUAUUCACUGUCAAACGAAGGAGACUGCUAUUCUCAGAAAAAUUAUACUGGAAGAAAUAAUGCACAAGGUAUAGAUUUAAAUAGGAACUUUCCUCAAUUAGAUCAUAAAUACUUUGAUAUGCAACAACCAGAAACCAAAGCUGUAAUUAAUUGGAUUCUUCACAAUCCAUUUGUGCUAUCAGCAAAUUUUCAUGGUGGUGCUGUAGUUGCCAGUUAUCCAUACGACAAAUACUAUAAGAAUUUAUCUCAGGAAGGUAAAACACCAGAUGAUGCAGUUUUUCAGCAUUUAUCUUCUGUUUAUGCUUCUAAAAAUCCUGUUAUGUCAAAUGGAUCAGCAUGCCAAGAUGAACAUUUUGAACAUGGAAUUACUAAUGGUGCGCAGUGGUAUGAACUGGAAGGUGGUAUGCAAGAUUUCAACUAUGUAUAUUCUAAUUGUUUUGAAAUAACAGUAGAACUUACUUGUUGUAAAUUUCCUCAUCCAUCAGUUCUAACUCAAGAGUGGGAAAACAAUCGAGAAUCAAUGUUGUCAUACAUGGAAAAUGUCCAUAUUGGUAUUAAAGGCUUAGUUCAAGAUCAGUACAAUAAUGCUAUUGAAGGAGCUAUUAUUAGUAUUUCUGGGAUUAAUCAUGGCAUUAAAACUACUAAUAGAGGAGAAUAUUGGCGACUUUUACUUCCUGGGACAUACACUGUUAAAGCUAGUGCUCCUGGGUAUGUAUCAUCAACUCAUAAUGUUACUGUUAAAAAUGAUAACUACCGAACUUCAACCGUCAAUUUUACUCUUCAGCAAGCUAAAACAUCAUCAGCGGUCGAUUUGAGUUCAAUUGAAACGAAAACCGGACAGAGAGACAUUGAUGGUUUCCCCAUUCCUGUAGAAUUCGUUCACCAUAAUUAUGAUAAACUCGUUGCAAAAUUAAAUUUAAUCAAUGUCAAUUAUCCAAAUAUAACCCGACUUUAUAGUGUGGGCAAAAGUGUAAAAGGAAGAAAUCUGUACGUGCUCGAAGUGUCUUUAAGCACAGGACAUCAUCAACCUGGUAAGCCAGAGUUUAAGUACGUUGCAAAUAUGCAUGGCAAUGAAGUUGUAGGACGAGAGUUAAUAUUGUUGUUGGCUCAGUAUUUGUGCCAAAAUUACGGUUUUGAUAACCGCGUUACGAAAUUGGUGAACAACACUCGAAUACAUCUUAUGCCUUCGAUGAACCCUGAUGGUUACGAAGUGGCUAAAGAAGGAAUCGAAGAUCCAAAUGAUUUGUUAGGUAGAAAUAACGCUAACAAUGUCGACUUAAAUAGGAAUUUCCCAGACAUUCGUCAUCCUGAACACAUAGUAACACAAGAACCUGAAACUAAUGCAAUCAUCGAUUGGCUUCAGAACAUUCCAUUUGUCUUAAGUGCUAAUCUUCAUGGUGGAGCUUUAGUUGCUAACUAUCCCUUUGAUAGUAAUCCAUCAUCAAUCAACUCCCGACCGUCGUAUACACCAGAUCAUGAUUUGUUUAUGCUUCUGGCUAAAACUUACUCAAUGGCCCAUCCUCAGAUGCAUCUUAACAAAAAGUGUGUAAACGACUCUGAUUUCAUAGUUUUUAAGGAUGGAACAGUUAAUGGAGCUUAUUGGUACAGCGUGGUAGGCGGUAUGCAAGAUUAUAACUAUUUGAACACAAAUUGUUUUGAACUUACGAUGGAACUGGGCUGCACCAAAUUUCCAUGGAAAAAAGACCUUAGAAGUUACUGGACUGCCAAUCGAGAACCUUUGAUCAUAUUUAUGGAACAAGUACACAGAGGAAUCAAAGGUUUUGUGUUUAACUAUAAGGGUCAAGCUAUACGAAAUGCAGAAAUUUCAGUUGCAGGCAUAGAUCAUAACGUCAGGUCAGCAAUUGAUGGGGAUUAUUGGAGAUUGUUGCCACCGGGAAACUAUGAUGUUUCGGUUACAGCUUAUGGGUACAAAAAACUAACACAUUCUGUUUAUGUGGAAAACUCAACAAUUCCGACCUGGUUAAAUUUCACAAUGGAAAAAGAAAACUUAUCAGUUUGGUCUAGAAAAAAUGACUUUAAUAUAGAAAGCAAUAUAGCCAAAUUAGAAUUAUACAAAGAUAAAGAAGUGUUUUUAAAUGAGCUUAGAGAUUUAGAAAAUAAAGCAUCCAGCAUUGCUCAGUUAAUGUCACCUCAAGCGCCUUUUGGGAUCAUUGGCGAAUCUAUUAUUGCAUUUAAAAUCACUAAAGAUGUUGGGUCACCGGACGAAUUUAAAUUUAAAGUUGCUAUUUUGGGAGGUUUGUAUGACAACGAACCUGCUACUCGAGAGAUUCUUUUAAAUCUAGCCAAACAUUAUGUUGAAGGCUAUAGAAAAGGCAACAAAAAUAUUAUUUCUUUGCUAUCAAAUGUAAUUUUAUACUUAAUUCCUUACUAUGAACAAAAGGCGAAUUAUGAUAAAAAGUGUUUAACGGAUGACCAAAGUGAUCUUACUGGACCUCGUUUAAUUGCUACAAAUCAGCCUAGUGAUAAAAAAACUACUGAUAGUCUUUGGAGAAUGUUGCAAAAGGAACAAUUUGAUUUGAUGUUCAGUUUAGAAGGAGGUGCCAUGUCUAUAAAUGGCCCUACAACUCAACCCAGAAAUAUUGUAUCUUUAUUGUUUCGCGAGUACGAACAACUAUACUAUAAUAGCCAUAUUAAAAGUAGCUGUGGAGAUUUAACUGAUUUAAAAAUUAAUGAUAUUAAACAGAAUGUUUUAGAUAAUUUCAAUAAUAUAUUAAAAAUAAAAACUAUGUCAAUACGUUUAACAUGUUGCAAUUAUAUAGACUCUACUGAAGUAGCAUUUGUCUGGAUGGAAAGCUUGCAUAUGUUAGAAUCAAUUAUAUCUCAAAGUUACCAAGGUGUUCGAGGGAUAGUUAGGGACUCAUCAGGCAAGCCAUUAAGGUCUGCUAUUAUUACUGCUGAUCAGUUUGGUGAUAUUUAUAAAGUAACUUCUAACUCUGCUGUUUACAAAGCACACUUGCCUUUAGGCAUGCAUCGACUUCAUGUAAAAGUAACAGGUUAUGAAACUAGAACUGUUUGGGCUAAUGUAUAUAGCGGGAAUGUUACCGAACUUAAUAUUGUAAUGUCAAAUGAGAAAGGUUAUGCAGAAAUUCAACAACUAAACAAUAAAAUUAGGGGAUUUGUUGUUGAUGUUAUGAAUAGUCCUAUAGAAGAUGCAGUUGUAAUUGAUAAAACAUCAUCAUCAGUCACUAAAAGUAAUAAAAAUGGUUUCUAUGAGUUACCUGUAAGCAAAGGAAAAUCAUAUAUACGAGUUGAAGCUAAGGGAUAUUAUCCAUCUACAAAGUUGAUUGAAAUUUCAGAUUCAUUAAAUGAAAAACUAACAGUCAAGUUGGAAAAAGAUUUAAGAGUAUUUAAUAUGUCAAGAAUGAUGUUUAUAGUGCUUACAGUUUUUGUAAGUUCUGUUCUUGGAGUAAGUUGGUAUCACUUUUAUCUACGAUGGAAAUCUGGAAGGCCAUCAGCAUUUGCUUACCGAAAUGGAUUUGCCUUAUUACCUCAAAAACCUUAUCUUUUUGAUGAUGAUGAUGAAGUGGAGCUUUUCCGAAGCCCUCACCAUAAAUAUUCUUUGUCUAGACCAUACCAUGAUGAGUCUGAUGUCAGUUAUGAUGAUGGUUCAGAUGCAUCAAAUUCAUACUAAGUUUCCCAAAACAAAUUGCUAUACUUAAAUUUAAAUUCUUGAUUGUACAAUAUUUAACUACUUAAUAUCAUAUUUUUAAUAAUCAAAUUGUUAAUAUUUUAGUUAUUAUUUCUAUUGUUAUUGAAUAUGUUGUUUUUAAAUAUUUGUGUAAAUAAUAAUUAGUGCAAUCUCUUAAUUUUUAUUUAAAUUUUAAGGUAAUUAAAAAUUUAACGUGAUACUUAAAUUAAAUUUUAGUAAAUUUACAACAAUAAUUUUUAAUCAUAACUAAUGAACAACUAUUAGGCUUAAUGUGUAAGGAUACUUAUUGAAGUAAUUU